Molecule: messenger RNA, 804 nt
Organism: Funneliformis geosporum
Lineage: Eukaryota; Fungi; Glomeromycota; Glomeromycetes; Glomerales; Glomeraceae
Source: the annotation of a GenBank genome assembly
AUGGAUAGAGAAAAUGAACCUAUGUCAGAAACGGCUAUUCUCCCGUUGGUCAAUAUCGUAAAGAAAGAAUGGAAAAAGGAUAACGUAAUCACCUUCUUACAAAGGGAGGACUUGAACUUAGAUCUUGACAACGAGGAUAUUGAGAUAAUCAGAAGUAAAAAAAUUGGUGGUAAAGCCUUUCUCAGUUUAACAAAAGAAGAACUUGAAAGUUAUGGACUACAACCAGGACCGGCUAUCGUGAUCGCUGAGCUGGUCAAGGAAAUCAAAGGCGAGCAAGCUGCCACACAAAAUCGUGCCAGAGAAGCAGGGCCUGAUCAUCACAAAAGGAAGCCUCGGCCAAAUAUUUCAACGGAAGGACCAAUACAUCCACAAUCUACUACGUUCAUGCUUCCUUUUCUUGAACGGGACAUCUUUGAAGACGUGUUCAAUGGCCUUUAUUAUGAAAGGAAGUCAUUCGUCAUUCAUGGGCCAUACCAAUCUGGAAAGACUACGUUUUUGUUGGCACUUGAAGCAGCGCUCAGAGAGAAGUUUGAUACAGACAUUAUACAAUUUGACAUGACGGGAGCCACGGGCGACAUCUCGACAAAUGGCCCGCAAGUUGGAUUUACUAAUUUUCUAUCAUAUUUUAUUUUUCAGGAAUAUCUUGAUUCAUCAGCAUUGUAUACAAAGCUUCAAUAUUGGCAGAGACGACUUAUCUUACUUAUUGAUGAGUUCCAGUUCAUCUUCAGAUCCCAAGACCUUCUCUAUUUUGCAAAGGCUUUCUUCAAUGCUCUCUCGUUCAAUUCACAUAUAUCCUACGUUGCC